AUGGCGGACUCAAAAUACUCAUCCGUCGCUGAGACGAAACAAAUCUUGGAUCUCGUCCUGAGUUCCGUCCAGAUACCAGCAGAGGCAGAAAAGAUCUCAAAGGCUGUGCAGUUUUCGGCGACCCGCGACUUGCCCUAUUUCCCGAUUCCAUUCAAAGAAACGGAGUUGGCCUCAGCUCUGAAGGCUAUUGAAGGUGGUGUAGCAGGGGCCCUUGCAGCCACCAAGGAUGGCGUCGCCUCCGGCAAGAAGGUGUCUGUGAGCUUGGAGAAAAGCACCGCGUUCCUGAUUCAGGCGUAUUUGGCAACCGUUGGAGGAUAUGGCAAACUCGAUAAAGAAGUGAAGCAGUUUUUAAAAGAUACGGAUUUGCUUCAGGCACAGUCAGAUCCUUAUCGCCGCAUGUCGGCGAAUUUGUAUGAGACAAAGCAGCCGGGUGAGUACUACCACAUUCAUGGAUCUCUUGAAGCAUCGACAACGCUCGGCAUGAUCGGUCUUGAGGCAUUUAGGCCAGACUUGAAAGAUCAUAGUGCUAUUGUUGAGGCGAUAGAGUCUCAUGUGAAGCAAUUUUCGGUCGAUGAACUUGAGCGGAUGAACGCCGAUAAGCGCCAAGCUGGAGUGCCUGUUCUCAAGCAUGAGGAUUUUAUCAAGACGCCUCAUGGCAAAACUAACACCACACUUCCUCCGUGGAGCGUGGACAGUCUUGAGACUUCAACACCGCCAGCACCUUUGCCGACUACAUCUGACAAGCGGGUACUGUCGGGUGUCAAGGUCCUCGAGCUGUGCCGCAUCAUCGCAGGACCCGUCAUAGGACGCAUCCUCGCAGAGUACGGCGCGGAUGUUCUGAAGAUUACUAGCCCGAACCUUAGCGAUGUCCCGUUCUUCCAAGUAGAUGGCAACAUGGGCAAGCACGCCGCGGAUCUCGACCUCAAGACUGAGGAGGGGAGAAAGCACUUUGAGACGCUGCUGGCCGAGGCGGAUGUUGUGCUGGAUGGUUACCGCCCUGGUGCCCUGGAGAAGCUGGGGUACGGCGCGACUGCGUUGACAAAGCUGGCCAAGGAGCGUGGAAAGGGGUUCGUGUACGUGAAUGAGAACUGCUUUGGGUACCAAGGGGAGUGGUGCCAGCGGCCCGGCUGGCAGCAGAUUGCCGAUUGUGUGAGUGGUGUGGCGUGGGCGCAGGGUCAGUUCAUGGGGCUUGACGAGCCCGUCGUGCCUCCGUUCCCGAUUUCCGACUACGGAACGGGAUGCAUGGGCGCCAUCGCCGCUCUCACGGGUCUAUACAACAGAGCGACGCAGGGUGGCUCAUGGCACGGCAAGGCAUCGCUCUUGCAGUAUGAUCUCCUUCUCAUCAAGGCCGGAAAAUACCCAGAGGACGUCCAGGAGGAACUGCGCAAGCUCGCGGGCGACGAUUUCCUUGCAUUGCGGCACAGUCACAGCGUCGAUCAGAUUUCUGGCACGGCGCUCAAGGCAAUGAAGGGGUAUGCGCCAGAACUGUUCAGCUCACCCAACGUUCGCGAGAAGUGGUACGCGAGGCGCUACAAGGCAGAGGUUGAGGCUGUGAGCCCCGUGGUUGAGAUUGAGGGCGUUGAGAUUGGGUUCAAGAGGGCUAGCAGGCCGAACGGCUCAGAUGAGGCGAGCUGGGAUUUUGGCCCAGAGGAGGAUCACCGCAUUGUUGCGCAGACAAAUGGGGUUAAGAAGGCGUGA
This is a messenger RNA of Colletotrichum abscissum, 1698 nucleotides long. RefSeq names its product CoA-transferase family III. The coding region runs from base 1 to 1698 and encodes 565 amino acids. Lineage: Eukaryota; Fungi; Ascomycota; Sordariomycetes; Glomerellales; Glomerellaceae. The record is from RefSeq and is a predicted model, not a curated record. Gene Ontology annotation, molecular function: catalytic activity. The transcript has 4 exons.